AUUAUUUGUAAGUCAUUAUUCCGCCCCUCUUGUACUACGCCACUGACCCAGCCUUUGAUCCAGUGAGAUUUUACCACUUGCUUGGUCAAAUCUUCCACAUUUAGUCUUCUGCUCGCCGCGCUGCUGUUCGGUUCGUCGCUGGGCUGCUGGAGCAUUGUUUAUGUCGGUCGAUCUCUCGCUUUGUUUAUUGUAAUUUGGACAAACACAUUCACACAUUUGCGCCAUGCAUAGUAUGCGUCUAUGGAAUAUGAAGCGGGUCUCGCUGAUGCUCUGCGCGGCCUUCUUGUUAUACUUAUUUGUUUUCUCUGGCGGCUAUCACAAGUAUCAAAUAGACCGCGUUAUCGACAAUGCGAGACCGGAAGCAGUUUGGGAAUAUGUGGCGGACUUUAACAAAAUGCGCCUGCUGAAUCCCACAAUCAUAAAUUUUAAGAUUCUCGCUGACCAGGGCCACGCCCACGACUGGCGCUACACGGUGAGAUAUACGGAACGGCUAGCGCACUGGCCGCACUGGCUAAACGAAGCCACCGCCCACUAUGUGGUGACCAAGACCCUGCCGGGGGUCCAUCCCCCAGCCUGGUCCAUCAAAUCGAUACACGAAACCUGCUUCCUCGGCGGCCACUAUUGCUUGCACUCGCGUAGCGAAUUCAGUUUCAGCUCCCUUGGAACGGAUACAUAUGCCAACGAGAAGAUCCAAUAUCAGUGCCCGCCGUUCCUAGGCACCGCAUGUCGCCGCGAGCUCGAGUUCCAGAGACGCGCUGUUAUGUACAAUCUGACUCACAUUUUCAAGAGAACCUAGUCCCAUGGCAGAACCAUAAUAAAAGCUUCGUUUGGCAUUCUAUUCAAUCUUUUGUUCUAUAUAUGUUUGCAUAUUCACAUCUAAACGUUUUAAAAUUUCAUCAAUUGCUCACAAUAUUUAGAUGUUUAACUAAAUUAAGAUACAGUAAUUGUUGUGAAACAUUUUUCCAAUUAUAACAAUACGAUUAAAAUCGACAAUUCA
Messenger RNA from Drosophila hydei, 997 nucleotides. RefSeq lists its product as uncharacterized. NCBI's taxonomy places the organism in Eukaryota, Metazoa, Arthropoda, Insecta, Diptera, Drosophilidae. The transcript has 3 exons. The record is from RefSeq and is a predicted model, not a curated record. Bases 224 to 796 code for a protein of 190 amino acids.